UCCUAACUCGAGUCUAUGGCCUAAACGUACUCCUGCACCACCAACCUGCUCUCUUGACACUGCACCACACACUGCCAUGACCUUAGCAAUGACUGACAACAACCCAUUCCGACGCAAGAUGAGUCCUGCGCGCGAUCCUGAGAUAUCCUCCAGCAGCAUGGUAGAGCUUGCACGACCACCCCCUCCGAUACCACCUAGGCCGAUGUCUUUCUCGGGCGUACCUGGUACAGAGCGGGACGAACCGGAAUCUGACUCUGGCUCGAGCAGGAGCUCGAGUCCAGCCCAGCGUCCUCCGCCCAGUGACUCACCGCUGCCUCCACUGCCUCCACUGCCUCCACGCACCCAGGCAUCGCUACCACCACGUCAUCCACACACCAGCUCAUCGCCGCCUCCAGAGCCUCCUCACGAUAGUCCGCCGCCACCGCCGCUUUCUGCUGACGACCUAUCCGACAUCCUGCGAGGAGAGUCUCCCCCGCCGUACACCCCUACUCCCGAUAUCCGUCGCGGCGAGAGUACUGUAGAGCUAGGGCCCCGCAGGCCCUUCCAACAGGCCCCCACACCAAGCCGCUUCGUCCCGCCAAUGAAUCCGCCGUGGCAGCGCAAUCAGUUCGGACCGCAGUCCCAAUGGCCGCCUUCAAACUGGUCGCAGUCCCCAGGAAGCGGUCUCUCAAGAUCAGCGACAGGGCCGUCGCACGGGACGUAUCGGCGUGUUGCUGUCCCGUCCCCAGCUGCCCCACCGCAACCCCCGCGCGCGCUAUCUCACAAUCGCACAGGCUCGUCGCCCGCUGCGGCGCAGCCUGUGUCCGACUUCGCGAGGGAUUUCUAUACUGCCGGGGCAAGCAAUGAAGGAUUGUUGGGAGGGUCUGCUGCACGGUAUGCCCCGCCACUAGUGAACCUAAAUCCAUCGCAGUUUGCCCCGCCGCCUGGGCCUCCGCCCGACCAAUCGCCCAACGGUCAUCCUGCCACGCCGCCACGGCCUGCAAAUCGUGGUGGUCCCCAAAGUGACGCACCUGACGAAGGCCGGCCGACGAUGAAGCCUGUACCAGGGCAUCCGCUAAUGAGCAAUGGGAGGGUGUUGGUGUAUCCUGCGGGCUAUGAGUGUAACAAAUGCAACAACACCGGCUACAAACAAAUGGACCCGUCGAACCCAUGCAUGCGGUGCUGGUCCAAGUACGCAAAGCCCUUCGCAGGCCCGCUGACCUACGCGCCCUGGGGCGCCGCGAGCGCCAGCGGGAACAACUUCCAGCAGCCGCUCCCGUCGCUCCCUGCGGGCCCCGCAAGCGCAAGCCACCGGCUCCCUCCGCCGCCCCACGGCUCCCUCGCACGCUCAGCGUCGACGUCGCGCGCGCCGGGUUAUCCGGGCGUUGCAGCGCACACAACAGGCGCUCCCAUGGCGAAUGGCGGGUUCCUGUCCACGAACGGCUACGCGAGCCCCUUCCACAGCUCCUCGCCCCUAUCUGGACCGAGCUCGCAGUACAUGGGUAGCCCGCCGCCGGGCGCGACGGUCGUGCCGCCGGGCGACCCGCGCAUCGGCGGCAAGCUCUGUUGGCGGUGUGGUGGAAGGGGAAGCGUCACUUUCUUCAUUUUUGACGAGACCUGCAACGUCUGCGACGGUCUGGGCCGGACUCUUCCGUGAUCACCGUGAUGCGCUGUAUCUGCAACCACUAAUUGCUGUGCACACCUGGAUAUAUGUUUUGUUUGGCCCGUGUAUCUUAGUACGCUGCUAUUGCCUGGAUGUAUCUCUUGCCUACCAACUCAUCUUUCAUGUCAACAUUGACGUCCUCUAC
Phanerochaete carnosa HHB-10118-sp is the source of this 1787-nucleotide messenger RNA. RefSeq lists its product as uncharacterized. The transcript has 2 exons. The record is from RefSeq and is a predicted model, not a curated record. Bases 89 to 1636 code for a protein of 515 amino acids. Lineage: Eukaryota; Fungi; Basidiomycota; Agaricomycetes; Polyporales; Phanerochaetaceae. Gene Ontology annotation, cellular component: cytoplasm.